Messenger RNA from Sciurus carolinensis (gray squirrel), 1751 nucleotides. It is a transcript of the gene Aqp10, whose product is annotated as aquaporin 10. NCBI's taxonomy places the organism in Eukaryota, Metazoa, Chordata, Mammalia, Rodentia, Sciuridae. The coding region runs from base 43 to 948 and encodes 301 amino acids. The record is from RefSeq and is a predicted model, not a curated record. The transcript has 6 exons. Gene Ontology annotation, molecular function: glycerol channel activity; urea transmembrane transporter activity; water channel activity. Gene Ontology annotation, biological process: glycerol transmembrane transport; water transport. Gene Ontology annotation, cellular component: basolateral plasma membrane; plasma membrane.
UGCACACAGACGCGUAGUGGACAGAGACAGCAAGACACCACCAUGGCCUGUGCUCAGCCGCUGGCUAAAAUCAGGGGUCGCUUCCGGAUCCAUAGCCUCUUGGCCCGACAGUGCUUGGCAGAGUUUCUGGGUGUAUUUGUGCUCAUGCUCCUCACCCAGGGGGCUUCCGCCCAGGCUGUCACCAGUGGAGAAACCAAAGGCAACUUCUUCACCAUGUUUCUGGCUGGUUCUCUAGCAGUUACAAUAGCCAUCUACGUGGCGGGCAAUGUCUCAGGAGCUCACCUGAAUCCAGCCUUCUCCUUGGCUAUGUGCCUCCUGGGACGCCUCCCCUGGUCCAAGCUCCCCAUUUACUCCUUUGUGCAACUACUGUCUGCUUUCUGUGCCUCUGGAGCUACCUAUGUUCUCUACUAUGAUGCUCUACAGAACUAUACAGGGGGGAACCUAACAGUGACUGGCCCCAAGGAGACUGCCUCCAUCUUUGCCACCUAUCCUGCCCCUUAUCUGUCCCUGAACAAUGGCUUCCUGGAUCAGGUUCUGGGCACUGGGAUCCUGAUUGUUGGGCUCUUGGCCAUCCUGGACAGACAGAACAAGGGAGUACCUGUGGGUCUGGAGCCUGUGGUUGUGGGGCUGCUGAUCCUAGUCAUCGGACUAUCCAUGGGUGUCAACUGCGGGUUCCCACUCAACCCUGCCAGAGAUCUGGGCCCAAGGCUCUUCACCUACCUGGCUGGCUGGGGCCCUGAAGUCUUCAGUGCUGGCAAUGGCUGGUGGUGGGUGCCUGUGGUAGCCCCUUUGGUGGGGGCUACCCUUGGCACAGCAACAUACCAGCUUCUGGUGGCUCUGCACCACCCUGAAGACUUAGAGCAAGCUCAGACUGUGGAGUCUGCUCAGGAAAAAGCCCCAGACUUGGAAACUCCUGCUUCAGUUCAGAUGCCUGAGAGUAAGCUGUGAUUAUGGCAGUCCUCAGCUUACUCGUGGACACGAAGGUCGUCACCCUGCCUGCUUGCAAGAUAGAUAUUUUUUCUCUUCAUUAGUAUAGCAGACACUGGGAAGCUCCUCUAUUUAUCAAUGAAGGCACCCCUUCCUCCUAAACUGGGAAGGAUUGCCUGGACAGGGGAGAAGCAGAGGAGGAUGAGGUCCAAGGACUCAGGUUCCAUCUCUACUCCAGCAAGCGCGUUUUCUGACCCUCAGGGCCUCUAGGAACGUAGUUGCUAAAAGUAGCCGCCAGAGGGUGCCCACCCUGGUUUGAGAAGGUUGCGGGAAUCAGCGGGGUGAGGGCAGACCAUCUAGUCGAGGGCAUGACGGGGGACUUCCCUCCGAAGCUUGAUUCCCAUUGACUUCCAGUCUUAUAACCUCAGUGUCGCUGGCCUUUACCCCAACAGGGAUGCUUCGCAGACGGUCGUUAGAGGUGCCUCCAUCCAGGGGGCGUGGUGGGGCGGCGGAAAGAGGGCGAUGGCAGAGCACAGACCUCACUUCGCCUUGUAGACUGGGAAAGUAAGUCAGAGAAGCUGAGGCACAUCCGAGGGUGUCAUUUAAGGACAGAAUGAAUGCCAUGAGAUUAGCCAGGGCGAGGAGAGAAGGCGAAGGAACGUAGAGGGUGGACGGUUACAAGGGGUAUGAGUCGGGGCUCAGGGUAAAACUGGAGGUGAGGAAAAUUCUUGUUCACCGCUUCUCCCGCCCUCUCGCCCCUCCUGGCAGAAGAUGUCCUUUUUGCAAAUAAGGCAGCAUUUCUCGUUCCCUUUCUUUCAAAUUAA